Habropoda laboriosa is the source of this 528-nucleotide messenger RNA. It is a transcript of the gene Lamtor3, whose product is annotated as ragulator complex protein LAMTOR3-A. NCBI's taxonomy places the organism in Eukaryota, Metazoa, Arthropoda, Insecta, Hymenoptera, Apidae. Gene Ontology annotation, cellular component: Ragulator complex. The coding region runs from base 152 to 526 and encodes 124 amino acids. The transcript has 3 exons. The record is from RefSeq and is a predicted model, not a curated record. Gene Ontology annotation, biological process: positive regulation of TOR signaling; cellular response to amino acid stimulus.
AUAGUGGUUUAAAUACGAUGCGCGCGCAUUCUACACCUACCAUAUGACAGAUUGUCAAAAGUACCAUUUGAUAGUGUUAAUAUUUAGGAUUUAUUAAACUUUUGUAGAUUUAUAAGUUAUUACUUAUCAUUUAUCUGCGUAAAUAUUAAAAAUGACAGCAGAAUUAAAAAAGUUUCUUUAUGGACUUCUAAGUAGCGUGGAAGGACUUCACAGUAUAUUGAUAACAGAUAGGGAUGGAGUACCUGUGGUAUUGGUAGCUGAUGAAAAAGCACCAGAAUUAGCUAUGAGAGCAAGUUUCUUGUCUACAUUUGGCAUGGCAACAGAUCAAGGAAGUAAACUGGGACUGGGAAAAAAUAAAACAAUUAUAUGCAUGUACAGCAGUUACCAGGUAGUUCAAAUGAAUAAAUUACCACUAGUGAUUAGUUUUAUUGCAAGCCAUAAUUGUAAUACAGGUCAUAUUUUAUCUUUGGAAAGUAAAAUUGAUCCAAUUUUAUGUAAUUUAAAAAAUGCAGUAGUGGAAGCCUGAUG